Molecule: messenger RNA, 2190 nt
Organism: Saprolegnia diclina VS20
Lineage: Eukaryota; Oomycota; Saprolegniomycetes; Saprolegniales; Saprolegniaceae
Exons: 6
Coding region: 1-2157 (718 amino acids)
Biological process (GO): proteolysis
Molecular function (GO): serine-type endopeptidase activity; tripeptidyl-peptidase activity
Source: RefSeq, a predicted model, not a curated record
AUGCUGCGUCGCGACGUCGGUAUUUCACGUUUGCCCAUGCUGACGUGUUCGAAGCUCAUCCUCGGGGUCCUUGCGGCGGCCGACGCGGCCACCAUGCUCGCUGGCUUCCAGCCAUCGCCCGAGCUUGCGCCGCAGGGUCAGAGGGCGCUCAGCGAUGCGCCGUUCGAGCUCUCUAUCGGCAUCAAGGCUGCCGACCCCUUGGCGCUGGAAGCGCAUUUCUGGGCCAUCUCGGAUCCGAGCCAUCCAAAGUAUAGCCGAUUCUUGGCCCAGCAUGAGGUCGACGCUCUCACAGCGCCUCGUCCUGAUGCGCUUGACACGGUCCAGCGUUGGCUUUCUGCGCAUGCAGUCGACAACGUGACGUUUUCUGCCACGACCAACCGCUUUACGGCGCGAACGACGGUGCGGACGCUCGAAACCAUGAUGCAGACAACAAUUCACGCAUUCAACGUCGAUGACGGUCACCGAUUGUUGCGCGCAACGACGUCACUGACGCUGCCUGACGACGUGGCGCCACACGUGGCAUACUUGAACGUCAACACAGCCCCGAUGCGCCGGUCGCUUCGUGCAGCGGCUGUGUCACCGACUGACGCUGUCCGCAAUGGCGCUGGCGUCACGCCAAGCUUCCUUCGCGAGCUGUACAAGAUCCCGGUUCAAACACACCCGAACGAGACAAAUGCGCAGAUGAUUCCAGAGUUCUACAAUGAAGCAUGGAGCCAAGACGACGUUGCGACGUUCUUCCAUCAGUUUAUGCCCAACGAAUCCUUGCCUACUUUGCACUCAAACAACGUGGCAGGCCGGGACAACGCCCCCGAUCACGCCAGCGCCGAGGCGUCUCUCGAUUUACAGUACAUCACGGCGAUCGCACCCAAGACACCGACUUUCAUUUGGUCUCAGGCCGGCGCCAACCCCUACUCGGCGGCCGACGAGCCCUUUGUCGAAUGGGCCACGGCAAUGCUCUCGAUGGACAAGCCGCCGUACGUCGUAUCGCUUUCGUACUCGGACGAUGAAGCGCACAUCUUCGAGUCAUCCGAAAGCUACGCACGAAGCUUCGAUACGUUGCUCAUGAAGCUUGGUGCGCGUGGCGUCUCGGUGGUCAUGUCCAGCGGCGACGAUGGCGUUGCUGGUCAACGCCCAGCGCUUCUCAAGACGCAUACCUCGAAUGCUGCAGCAUGGUGCAAGCGCGCCAAUCCACAGUGGCCAACGAGCUCGCCGUACUUAACGUCCGUGGGUGCGACGAUGCUGAGCAAGAGAGGGCUAACACCUGACUUUUUCGCCACGGACGAAGAAGUUGUCUGCUCGUCCGAGCUCGGGGCGCUCAUCACGUCUGGUGGUGGCUUCUCAAACCAGUACCCGCGUCCAUCGUACCAAGCUGAUGUUGUUGCAGCCUAUCUCAACUCGUCCGCAAUCCCGUCGCUGGCAUACUUUAACGCGUUUGGCCGCGCGUACCCGGACGUGGCUGCGUUUGGCUCCAAUUUCAAGGUUGUGAUUCGCGGGUCGACCAGCUUGAUUUCUGGCACGUCGGCGUCGGCGCCUGUGUUUGCCGGCACCCUCACGCUAAUCAACGACCUGCGCCUGAACGCGGGAAAGCCACCGCUUGGUUUUGUCAACCCGCUCUUGUACAAGGCUUACGCGCAAGACCCACGAUCGUUCAAUGACAUUGUCGUUGGGUCCAUUGCGGCUGGCAUGGGGUCGGCCAAGCCCGUGUGCUCGCAGACGUUCCGCGCAACGAGCGGCUGGGACGCAGCAUCCGGUCUUGGUUCCCCUAACUUUGAGGUGCUCAGGGAUUUGCUCGUACACCCAGAGGCGUGGCUUGCGACAGCGUUUGACGGACCGCCGAAGGCGAAAAACAGCAGCCAAGGAACGAGCGAAGUCAAUCGCAACAACGUGCCCGUCGUGCUCACAGAGCGGCUCUCGAACCUCGCGAUUGUCGUUUGCGUCGCGACGCUUGCCGCCGUACUCGUCCUCAUUGGAUGCACCUGCUGUUACGUCCGCCGCUCGCUAAAGCACAAGUCGUAUCAAGAAAUCGACAUCAACAAGCCCGACACGCCCAUGUACCCUUCAAAAGCCAAACAGGACGCCGCCGCCAUCUUCACGAUUGACGACGACGACGACGACGAGAAGGACAUCGAGCUAACGGAGGUGCCACUGGGCAAGUAAAAGAGCGUAUCGUUCGUUAUCGUUGAAUAGACU